CAGCUUUACGUUAGUUUGAUUGAUUGAUCUCGUCGAGUAGAUCGUUCAGAAGUGAAGCCUCUCAUGUUGCUUGUCGAUCUCACCCAAAGACUGCACAGCCACGCUAGUGCCAGCGUUUCGACUGGACUCGCAGAUGUUGCACACAUAAUAUUCACAGGCAUGCGAGCCCCUCCGACUACUCACAGCAGUAUAAGCAAGAGCGGAAGGUUGUGGUCUCGUGGUCACCUCUGUCGAGCAACGCGCGAGGGACUUACUCUUGAGCGGCCUCAAGAGCUAAAUGCGUCUGCACCUUCAUCAAGGCGGCAGCCGAGCUUCAGAGCACCGGACCGACCACACUUUUCAUCAGCAGCUGGAGCAGAUGUGUCCCGCCACAACCAGGCUCUUUUGAGAUGGCUGGAUGAAUUGGCUGUGGACUUGGAGUUUGUAGAGGGCCAAGAAUUGGAAGAAGAAUUGCAGCGAACAGUGGAGGUGGCGUUGAAGGUGCAAGCCCAGAGGGGACAACAAAGUACAGUGCAUAACGAGAGGAGCAACAAGAAAAGGCGAAGUUGAUAAGGAGGGCGACAGCAUUAGAGAGAGAUAUGGCUUAGGACAUAACUAAGACUAGCUUUGAAUUGAGAAGCCAGCGCUUUGAAGGAUGCCAUAUUGGCAGGCUGGUGCUCUCGCCUGUUUUCAGCAGAGCAGAGGUGUGAGAAGGGAUGAGCGAAGAGAUUGGAGACAUGCGCUGUGAGACAAUUUUGUUGCUGCGUUGCGUUACAGGCGCUGUCUGCAUAGCUGUAGCGUUUUUUGUGGCAUGCAAUGCGCAUUGCCUUGAACAUCAGUUUGGGACGGAUUCCGCUGCUUCCUAAAUUAGGUACCUUGCUCUUGUGUCGCAGCAACGCACCAAUCGUUGACAAUUGUUCUGCUACACAUUGUUUUAGAAGGUAUUAGCUGUCAAGUAUGCCACCGAUUUUGGUUACUUAACCAAAAUUGCUUAAGAAUUCUGUCUUUCUUGC
This is a messenger RNA of Coccomyxa subellipsoidea C-169, 992 nucleotides long. RefSeq lists its product as hypothetical. The record is from RefSeq and is a predicted model, not a curated record. The transcript has 2 exons. Bases 64 to 549 code for a protein of 161 amino acids. Lineage: Eukaryota; Viridiplantae; Chlorophyta; Trebouxiophyceae; Coccomyxaceae.